AUGCUUGAUAUCUUAAAAGCUCUCGAUGUCAACAUGUCAGCUGAUGACCGCUUAGAACUUCUUGGCAACCACAUUGAAAAGUUCAAAGAAACACUCGUUGAAUUGCAAAAUAUUACUAAAGAAUGGCCUCGUUUACCAAGUGAUUCUCCACAAGAUAAAGUCGAUAUCAAUUUCAAGCAAUACUAUCAAGCAUACGAUUCAUUGAAAGUCCUUUUAUCUCCAUCUGAUGAUGGAUUCAAAGAAUUAACACAACUCAAGAAUAAUGUCAAUAGUGCUAGAGAUGAACUGAAAUUCGCUCUUAAGAAUAAGUCGAUGGUAGGUAUUCAAUCAUGCCUUGAUAAAGCAAAACGUCUUCAAGAUUUGUUACAACAACAAAGAGUUAAAGAGUGUCAAUAUAUUGAAAUUCUUAUUCACCGUUGGAGAACAGCUGCUUUAACAUUUGCUGGUGACUUAAAUACAAAAUAA
This is a messenger RNA of Trichomonas vaginalis G3, 465 nucleotides long. RefSeq lists its product as uncharacterized. Lineage: Eukaryota; Parabasalia; Trichomonadida; Trichomonadidae. The transcript has a single exon. The record is from RefSeq and is a predicted model, not a curated record. Bases 1 to 465 code for a protein of 154 amino acids.